AUUCGGAGCGAUCGCACAAUGUUCAAACUUUUACUAUUUCUGACUCUUUUAACUAUCGUAGCGUGUUGCCACCACGGGCGUUCCCAUAAAUGUCGUCACGAGAAGCCCAGCAAGUGCCGUCAUGGUGGUAAACUCGGCUGCAAAGGGGGCAGGUGGACAGAACGCCCCGGCUUCAAGAAAUACGGAAAGGAUAUAAACGAACAACUAAUCGAAGACCUGAGCAGGGACCUGAAGCGAAUCGACGACCGUCUUCGCAGGCUGUGCAACGAUUAUGAAAACGCGGGCACUCGUGAACUGUUCGGGACCUACAGUUACGCGCUGUUCAUACCUCUCCCUGGAGUUACCGCUGAUGAUAUCAUCGUCAAAAGCAAAUACAGAUACGUGUACAUAACCGCGCGCCGACCACCGCCAGCGAAGCCCUACACGGAGAUCAAGAGGCUGCCUAAACUGGUCGACGCGAGUCAAGGUCACUGGGAAUACGAGGACAACGAACUAACAGUCCGUUUUAAAUAUGUAAACUCUGAUACGAAUGACGGCGAUCUCUACAAAUGCGGCUUUGAUUACAAAGACUCUUGGAUCACGGUACCAGAGAGCGAUGAUAAGUAUGAACCGAAUAUCGAUGUAAGGUAUGCACUACAGAAUGCUGAAGUGAACAACAAAAUCAAUGAUUAUUUCAAAAAUACCACUACACCACAACCUGACCUCGACACAAACCAUCUGGACACUAAGGAUCAAGUGAAAACAGAAGACUCAUAAAAUACCUAUAUAACAUAAGUCAUUGUGUUUAUAUGACCCAGUUUUAGGCACUGUGUAUUGUUCAUGUUGUCAUGUCAUUCAAUAAACGUUUUGAUUUUUCCUAUGCAAAUAAAUAAAAUAGAAAUGUUGGUUUGUAAUAUUAAAAUAACAACUUUCGACUAAGCAAAUAUGAAGUAUAUACAAUAUAUAUA
Molecule: messenger RNA, 947 nt
Organism: Bombyx mandarina (wild silkworm)
Lineage: Eukaryota; Metazoa; Arthropoda; Insecta; Lepidoptera; Bombycidae
Source: RefSeq, a predicted model, not a curated record